Messenger RNA from Rotaria socialis, 825 nucleotides. NCBI's taxonomy places the organism in Eukaryota, Metazoa, Rotifera, Eurotatoria, Philodinida, Philodinidae. The record is from the annotation of a GenBank genome assembly.
ACGAAAUGAAGGAUUUUAAUGUUUGGCAUAAGAAAUAAGUUGAACAUAUGGUGAUCAUAACAGAACCUGUUUCGAAAAGUGUAGUUCCAUUUAAAUUACUAACAAAUCGUUCUUUUCGGUGACGAUGAUCGUCCAUCAUUUUAAUGAAGAGAUGCGUUAUGAAUAGUAUGUAGUUUUGAUAGGAAGAGAUGGCGACGCCAUUAAUCAUAUACUGAAACCUAAUUGGCGCAUUGGUUUCAAGCAAUUGGAAUAGUCCCAGAAAAAAAGAUGACUGAAUAAAUUUUUUUUUAAUACAUUGAAAUUAUUAUGAGUGAACCCUCGUCAAGUCUGGUGUCAGUCAAUGCACCAGCAAAAUUUCCUUUUUAAAAUGUACUUUUUUGGAUAAAGAUACAGGUAAUCAUCUUGAUAUAGUUUUGCAUUUAUACAUAUAUUGAGAAAAUUUUAAUCUCUAGAUCUCGUUGAAAUACCAGUAUGAAAUAAUGACAUUGCAAUAUUACUUUCAUAUUGGCUUCAACAAAGAGCAAAUCAUGACGAUAUUUUUGGAAGAUAGAUCAGCAAAAUUGAAUUCUCUCUUUUUUUUAAAUGUUUUAUUAUUAUAGCUUUCGCUGGGCUAAUGCUAAUACAGAUAGUUUGGGUGAUGUUGAUCUUAUUGCUGAUGCUGAGCAUAUUAAAAAAUUACUCAAAAUAUCGUUUAAUAAAAACAGUCAAAUAUCAAUGAUUGUACAUCGUUUGGGUCGAACGAUACUUUUCGAUGAAUUUGACGUACAUUCACAUCUAUUACGACUUGAAAAGGUGGCAAAUGAAUUGAUAUUUUCUCAAAUAUAA